UAAAAUGAAACAAAUGUCAACAAUCCAAUAUUUUUUAGUUUUCCUGUUGUGUUUGAAAUCUUCAGUAUGUUUUCUUGAUAUAGAAGAGUUCAAGAUGAUGCGCUAUGGCAUAGACAUAAAAAAUGAACCCGUUAGCAUGAAAGAACAUGUAGCUGCAGAGGACACUAGCAGCGUUCGUCUCACAUCUAAGUAUGGCCAGGUGUACCAGUGCACGUUUCCCAAUGCAGUGGACCAGGAGAAGCUGAAAGAGGAGGCGGAGAAGGUCGCCAUGGAGACCGGCAUUCCUGAUCUGCUCAAACCAAUGGAGUCAAGUCCAUGUCUUAGAAAAACAAAGGACUGGUGGAGUUAUGAGUUCUGCUAUGGGAAGUAUAUCAAACAGUUCCAUCUGGCGGAGGAUGGACGAAUUGAGGGGGAGGUUGUCCUGCUCGGUUACUUUGAGUCUGACUACAGUUAUGAUGGGGACUCAAGUCAGUCUGAGAGUAAAGCAAGUUCAUUACAACGCUACCACACCCAGCAGUAUGUCAAUGGAACCAAGUGUGAACUGAACCAGAAACUUCGCAAGACUGAAGUGCGGUUUGUGUGUGAGGAAGGUACAGCGGACUACAUACACAGGCUAGACGAGCCUGAGACGUGCUCCUACAUCAUGACCAUCCACACCAUGCUCAUCUGCCACCACCCGUUCAUGAAGCCCCCCACCCCCUCUCAGUCAGUGUCCAUCACUUGCAACCCCCUGCUGUCUGAGACUCAGUACAGGGACUAUCUGCAGCAACUUGAGGCUAAGGAGGCAGCUGAGAAGGCGGAGCGUGAAAAGGAGGCGGAGUUACAGAGACAGAAGGCGGAGGCGGAGCUAGACGAGAGGCGGAGACUGGCAGGGGAGAAGGCUAAAUACUUUCGAGAAAACCAGAUUGUGGAUGGUACUCAAGAUAGCACAGUAGAAGUGGAGGGUUCACCUGAUGUGGAGACUGAUGUAGCAGGGGAGAUAAAUAGUGGAGAGGAACCCGAUUUAAGUGAACAGUGGAACAGCAUUCUCAAGGCUUCAAGAGACACUGGUGAUGAUGCCAUGCCAGAGUCCAAUUCAGUGUUCAAGGUUAUCACUUCCCCAGAGGAAUUCAAAGAAUUCUUCAAAGAGGCUAUGGAGCAGGUGAAAAAGCUUAACACCAAAGAAGCAAAAGAUGCGCAAAUCUCAGGAAAGGGAGAUAAAGAGGAGGAAAGUGAAGAAGUCAAGGAUAGGCUUAGGAAUAUACCACCAGCUGUUGACAAGAAUGAUGAACACCCUGGUCUUAAAAAACUGGGUGAGAAGGAGGCAGACAGUGGACUUGAAGACCCAGAACUUGAAGAGUUGGACCAAGAAAUCAAUACACUUAAAGAAAAGUACAAAACCAGAAAACAGAAACUUACGGAAUACAAGCAAAAAGUGAAAUCAAGUAUGGCGCAGCAGUAUGAAGCCAUUAUCAAAGAGGCCCAGGAGGAGCUUGCCCAGGAAGGUAUAGAGACUGACCUAGAGACUCAUCAGAACAGGGAGGCCAUCAGACACCUCACCAAGGCCAUUGACGGACUGCUUGACAAGCUGGAUAAGACAGAACAAGAUAUCAAUGCAGUGAACAAGGAGUUGGAGCAGUUUGCAGAGUAUGAUGAGGCAGAGAGAGACGUGAAAUCCAUACCUCCCGUCAGGGAUGAUACCCCACCCACUCCACCUAAACAGGCAACACUCUCUGAGCCCACAGGACCUGAGGUGAAAGUUGAAGGUCAGACUGAGGGGAUAAAGGUCAAGGUCAGCAAAAUUCCCAAAGGUCAAAUGACAAAAGCCAUGGCCAGCGCUCUUGGUAACAAGCACACUGAGGCACUGGAACAGAGUGUUAAACAAGAGCUUGAGAAGGCUGGAUUUGGAAAUGGAGACAAGAUCCAGGUGAAGAUUAUCACCACUGCCUAUGACAGUAACGAUGAUACUCUACAUGUCCUCUCAGAUCAAGAAUCGGAGGCCUUUAGAAAUAUGAUCGUUGACAUGAUAGGCGGAACAUCAGAAGUUGAUCGUGAGCAAGCUAGGCAUGACCAGCUGGAAGAAAACUACAGUUUUGUGUGGGGUAGCGAGACAAAUUCUGCGGUAGUGCAGCCUAAAGACAGUGGCAUUGGUGAGGGUGAGGGUGAGGCUGAGAAACGAAUAGUGUUAGAACCUUCUACAUACAGUGAUGCAUAUGCCGACAGUACAAAUUCUAGAGCCCAGGCAGAAGAAAGCAAAGAAACUGAUCUUCCAAAGACUGUUUAAAGAAAAUAAAAAUAUAAUCAGU
Molecule: messenger RNA, 2285 nt
Organism: Dreissena polymorpha
Lineage: Eukaryota; Metazoa; Mollusca; Bivalvia; Myida; Dreissenidae
Product: protein OS-9-like
Exons: 17
Coding region: 5-2263 (752 amino acids)
Biological process (GO): endoplasmic reticulum unfolded protein response; retrograde protein transport, ER to cytosol
Cellular component (GO): endoplasmic reticulum lumen
Source: RefSeq, a predicted model, not a curated record